CGUAGAGUUGUCAGCUCUAGCCGGAAGUGGCUGCGGCUGGGCCAGGUUCCGAGUGGGUCUGGUCCCUGCAUCACGGCCUGGCAGUGUGCACGAUGCGGCUGGGCUCCGGGAGCUUCGCUGCCUGUUGCGUGGCGAUCGAGGUGCUGGGGGUCGCAGUCUUCCUUCGGGGAUUCUUCCCAGCUCCCGUUCGUUCCUCUGCCAGGGCAGAGCAUCGAGCAGAGCCCCCGGCGCCUGAACCCUCGGCGGGAUCCAGUUCUAACUGGACCAAGCUCCCACCACCUCUCUUCAGUAAAGUUGUUAUUGUUCUGAUAGAUGCCUUGAGAGAUGAUUUUGUGUUUGGGUCAAAGGGUGUGAAAUUUAUGCCUUACACAACUUAUCUUGUGGAAAAAGGAGCAUCUCACAAUUUUGUGGCUGAAGCAAAGCCGCCUACAGUUACUAUGCCUCGUAUCAAGGCAUUGAUGACAGGGAGCCUCCCUGGCUUCAUUGAUGUCGUCAGGAACCUCAACUCUCCUGCACUACUUGAAGACAAUGUGAUCAGACAGGCAAAAGCAGCUGGGAAAAGAAUAUUCUUUUAUGGAGAUGAAACGUGGAUUAAAUUAUUUCCAAAGCAUUUUGUAGAAUAUGAUGGAACAACCUCAUUUUUUGUGUCAGAUUACACAGAGGUGGAUAAUAAUGUCACGAGACAUUUGGACAAAGUAUUAAAAAGAGGAGAUUGGGACGUGUUAAUCCUCCACUACCUGGGGCUGGACCACAUUGGCCACGUUUCUGGGCCCCACAGCCCCCUGAUCGGGCGCAAGCUCAGCGAGAUGGACGGUGUCCUGAUGAGGAUUCACACCGCGCUGCUGUCGAAGGAGAGAGAGACUCUUUUACCCAAUUUGCUGGUUCUCUGUGGUGAUCAUGGCAUGUCUGAAACAGGAAGUCAUGGGGCUUCUUCCACAGAAGAAGUGAACACACCUCUGAUUUUAAUCAGUUCUGCGUUUGAAAGGAAACCUGGUGAUAUGCGGCAUCCAAAGCGCGUUCAGCAGACAGAUCUGGCUGCGACACUGGCAAUAGGGCUUGGUCUGCCGAUUCCAAAAGACAGCGUAGGGAGUCUUCUAUUCCCAGUUAUAGAAGGAAAACCAAUGAGAGAUCAGUUGAGAUUUUUACAUUUAAAUACAGUACAGCUCAGCAAAUUGUUGCAAGAAAAUGUACCGUCAUAUGAAAAAGAUCCUGGAUUUGAGCAGUUUAAAGUGUCAGAGAAGUUGCAUGGGAACUGGAUCAAACUGUACUUAGAGGAAAAUAAAUCAGAAGUCCUUUUCAACCUGGGGACCAAGGUUCUCAGGCAGUACCUAGAUGCUCUGAAGACCCUCAGUCUGUCCCUGAGCACACAGGUGGCCCAGUACGACAUCUACUCAAUGAUGGUGGGGACUGCGGUGGUUCUGGAGGUUCUCACCCUGCUUCUACUCAGCAUCCCGCAGGCGCUGCACAGAAAGGCUGAGCUGGACAUUUCGCUGUCUUCUCCGGUGAUUUCCCUGCUCUUUUAUUUGAUGUUCCUGGUUCUGUCAGCCUUUCACGUCAUCGUGUGCACCUCUGCUGAGAGCUCGUGCUACUUCUGUGGCCUCCCGUGGCUGGCGGCGUGCGGAGUGAUGGCAUUGAUCUCUGCGCUGCUCUGUGCAAUAAUGUCUGUUCUGACCAAGAUCUUUGUCCGUGGAAGUCUCCCGAGUAAGAAUCCAGCUCAUCCCAACUCAGGGUGGUCAGAGUUAGACCUUCUGAUGGUGUUUGGGACGGUGGGCCACGUCUUGAGUUUGGGUGCCAGCAGCUUUGUGGAGGAGGAACACCAGACCUGGUACUUCCUCGUGAACACCCUGUGUCUAGCUCUGAGUCAAGAAAUCUACAGAAGCUACUUUCUGAGAGAUGACGGUGAGCCUCAGUGUUGCUUCCAUGUGGAACAAGGGUUUGCUGGUGCCACUCCAGCAUUGCAGGACAGGACCGGCUAUGACAUGCAGGAGCAGGACAGAGUGCACAUGAGCUCCUCUCUCUCAGAAGUGCUCAGAGGCCAUGAGAAGUGGAUGGUGCUGGCCAGUCCAUGGCUGAUACUGGCCUGCUGCCGGCUGCUGCGUUCACUGAACCAGACGGGCGUGCAAUGGGCCCACCGGCCUGACUUCGGCCACUGGCUCACCAGCUCUGAUCACAAAGCGGAGCUCUCGGCCCUGGCCGCCCUCUCCCUCCUUGUGACUUUCGUGUUGGUUCAGAGGGGCUGCUCGCCCGUGUCCAGGGGGGCCUUGGCACUGGGGCUGCUGGGCGUCUAUUGCUACAGGGCGGCCAUUGGCAAUGUGCUGUUCCCCUGGCAGCCGGACAACAGAGACAUUUCAAAGGGUAUUAUUGAAGCUCGUUUUGUUUAUGUCUUUGUCCUUGGCAUUCUGUUCACGGGCACCAAAGACUUACUUAAAUCUCAAGUCAUUGCUGCAGACUCCAAAAUCAAGACUGUAGGUUUAUGGGAGAUUUAUAGUGGAUUAGUCCUUCUGGCAGCCUUGCUCUUUAGACCACACAAUCUUCCGGUCUUAGCAUUUAGUCUCUUGAUUCAGACUGUCAUGACUAAAUUCAUCUGGAAGCCCCUGAGACACGAUGCAGCUGAGAUUACUAUAAUGCAUUAUUGGUUCGGUCAAGCAUUCUUCUAUUUCCAGGGCAACUCCAACAAUAUCGCCACUGUGGACAUCUCAGCAGGCUUCGUGGGCUUAGACACCUACGUGGAAAUCCCAGCCGUGUUCCUGACAGCGUUUGGCACGUACGCAGGGCCCGUGCUGUGGGCCAGCCACUUAGUGCAUUUCCUGAGCUCAGAAACAAGCAGUGGUUCAGCACUGAGUCACGCUUGCUUCUGCUAUGCACUGAUUGGUUCUAUUCCAGUUUCCACAUAUAUCAUUUUGGUGACAUCCCUGCGUUACCACUUGUUUAUAUGGAGUGUCUUUUCUCCAAAGCUGCUCUACGAGGGGAUGCACCUGCUCAUCACAGCUGCUAUCUGUGCGUUCUUCACGGCCAUGGAUCAGACCAGCCUCACAAAAUCUUAGACUAAGCUGGACACUAGGAAAAUAAUAGGUUUUUAAAAUCUGCUGUUUACUUCAUGCAUCUGAAUAUUGUAAAAUCUGUUUAAAUGCAAGAUCAUUCUAAAAAUAUAGAUAUGAAUUUUAUGAAGUGAUGAAUAGUUUUAAUUUCUUUGACCACUAUGCCUGAGUUUGGAUUAAAUAGUAAGUAGUUUAAUAAAAGGCCACUUUAAAAUCUUUAUGGUUUGUAUCACAUUUCCGCUAUUGACAAUCACUCUAGAAACUUCUGAAUUUUCAAUUUCCUCUGGAUAAAUUAUAUGACCCAAAUAUAAUAUAUUCAGUGUUUAAACUGAAGAAUAAAAAGGUUUCCAGCCUUUUUGUUGGCAUGUGUGAAUUUAAGAGAGCCCUGGAGCCCUAGGAAGAGGUGCAUCUGCUGCCAGAAUUUACCUCACAGCUCAGAGCUCUCAAAAUCCUAAAAACCCCUGAGGGCCCCAGGGAGCUUUGCUUUAUUAUGUGGGUUACAUGUAUGUGUUUGUGGCACUGGUAUAGAAUGAAACUAGGAUAAAAAAAUAAUCUAUGGCACAUGAAUAUAACAUUUUGUAGAAAAAUAACCCUAUUUUCCAAAACAAGAAUAUUUAAUGAGAGGAAUGACAUUGUUUUACAUUUUCGUAAAUCUCUAUAAUGUCUGGCUUAGUUCUGCAUUCAGUCUGUUGCGAUGUAUGUGUUUGGUUGAAGUAUAUGAAGAAAAUCCAGCCUCGCACAGAUAAGUAGUUGCAGAAAGGAGAAGUAUUUUAAUGUCCUUAUUCUGAUCAUUGUGGAUGUCCCUUUUUGAUACAAGCACCAAAAUUUGACAAAUGGUGUUUUCUUAAAGGUUAGUUGGACAACAGAAAAAGAAAUGAGUGCAAUAAAAACUGGUCAGAUCCUACUGAGUUCUGUAACUGACUUAACAGAAUUGUACCCAUAUCAUUUUCCUGCUUUUAACAAUGGAGUGUGGUUAUGUUAGACAUCGUCACUGGGGGAAGCUGGGGGAAGGGUACCUGAAACUCUGUACUGUUUUUGCGACUUCUUAUGAGUCUUAAACUAUUUCAAAAUAAAAUUUAUUUUUAAAAAGAUUAGU
Molecule: messenger RNA, 4134 nt
Organism: Microcebus murinus (gray mouse lemur)
Lineage: Eukaryota; Metazoa; Chordata; Mammalia; Primates; Cheirogaleidae
Gene: PIGG
Product: phosphatidylinositol glycan anchor biosynthesis class G (EMM blood group)
Biological process (GO): GPI anchor biosynthetic process
Cellular component (GO): endoplasmic reticulum membrane
Source: RefSeq, a predicted model, not a curated record